This is a messenger RNA of Aspergillus sclerotioniger CBS 115572, 1245 nucleotides long. RefSeq lists its product as uncharacterized. The record is from RefSeq and is a predicted model, not a curated record. The coding region runs from base 1 to 1245 and encodes 414 amino acids. Gene Ontology annotation, biological process: polyketide metabolic process. The transcript has 4 exons. Lineage: Eukaryota; Fungi; Ascomycota; Eurotiomycetes; Eurotiales; Aspergillaceae.
AUGGCUUCUGAUUCCACCCCUCUGCCAUCUGCCCCACGCGUCGACAUCAGCCCAAACAUUGUCCUCCAACCCCCUCUUUCACGAUGUGGCAAAGGACCAGGUCUCAUAAUUAUCAGACCGGACAACGUGGCAAAGUAUCAAGACAAAAACACAAGCCUGGAUCCAGAACCUCUGCAAAAAUGGGCCGAGGAGAGCUACGCAGUAGUGCAAAUCACCCUUGAUCAACCGGCCUGUUUCACCCCCUCUGCCGGCUUCGAUACAUUCAAAGCCGCCGUAGAAGCAUUGACUGCUCUGGAGGAAUGUACCAACAAGGACAAAUUCGGGCUUCUAAUCUACGGCGAAGUGUCCAACUUCGGCCCCCAAUUCGCGCAGAGUCUGCCAUCCUGUAUCGCUAAAACUCCCAUCGCGGCAAUCGUCUACCACAGUCUUUGGGAGGAGAUUCCCGACCUCCCAGUCUUGACUCACGCCCCUGGCUCGCAUCCUCCCGUUACCCAUAGGACUCAGUACUCCUAUCCCGACGUGGAGUCCUCUGGAUUCAUCAUCCCCGGCCACCCCGACUUCAAAUACUCCACCGCCAGCGUAGCUCACACCCGCACGCUCACCUUCCUCAAACCCAUCCUCAAUGGCCCAUACUUCGACCUCGAGAAAAUCUGGGAGGAGCACACUUAUUAUGAGUUUGUGGAGCGAUCGGUCGAGAAAACCAUGGCAACAAUGGUUCAGGAACCAUACGUGAACCAUAUACCAACGAUCACCGGCGGAAUCGGCCGCGCCAAACUCACUAAUUUCUACCUCCACCACUUUAUAUUCAAAAACCCCAAGGACACAAAUCUGGAACUGAUCAGUCGGACAGUGGGAAUAGAUCGCGUCGUGGACGAGUUCAUCGCCUCCCUUACCCAUUCAGAGCAGAUAGAUUGGUUACUCCCCGGUAUCCCCCCAACCCACAAACCGCUCCGCAUCCCCUGCACAUCCGUCGUCAACAUCCGCGGCGACCGCCUCUACCACGAACACAUCUCCUGGGACCAAGCGACCGUUCUCAUGCAACUAGACCUCUUACCUGAGUUCCUACACUUCCCGUACCCACUCUCCGGGGACCGACGGCCCGCACCCGGGAAGAAAUUCGAGGUUAGGACUCCGGCUGCGGGGAUACACACGGCAGAUAAAUUACGGGAUGGGAAGGCGGUGGAGUCGAAUACCAUGAUAUUAGAUGCUGAAGAUGGACAUUGUGUUCGGGAGGUGGAUGCGUGA